AUGUGGGAAGGCAUGGACCAAGCACUGAACGUGCGGCUCGCGUCACAUGGUCGUCAGCCGCAGGUCCCAACGAGCUACCCCUCACGACAGCCGAAGCCGACUUUUCGUGUCGAUAAUAUCCUAAUCAAAGACGCUAAUGAACUAGACCGCAAGCUUAGGUCUUUUGCCGAGCAGGACCCGGACUUGCAGAGAGCUGUUGCUGCCAUAGAGACAAGCGCUUCGUCUGCGCUACCGUUUCUAUUACCACUCCACUAUCUAGGGAGGAUCUAUGCUCCCGGCUGCACCGAACUGGAAAGUGCUUCUCAUAUAGCUAUACUUGCAGAUUCAAUGGAAUCACCUCACUCUACGAGGACGAGAGCGGAGCAGAUGUCGAUCCCUGGCCUAGGAAGCCACGCCCUUGGUUCCUGGAAAUCCACAAACAGCGACGAAGUUUGGCUUCGCGACUUUCUGCCUAAAGACCUCCCCAAUGUCCGAGCACUGCUGUACGGUUAUGAUACAACACUACCGGGCAGCCUAUCGAAACAGUCUAUCGAAAAUCUAGGCGGUGCCUUACUAGAGCAGAUUAAUGCCUUUCGAGCGAAUGAUGGUGUAAGUAAAAAGACACACCUCUGGCCAACGCCAAAAACCCCCUACCAUUUGUUUUUGGUCAGGAGAAUGCUGAAAGUUAUAUUUAACUGCCACCUGAGUGGUUACUAA
This is a messenger RNA of Aspergillus clavatus NRRL 1, 696 nucleotides long. RefSeq lists its product as uncharacterized. The transcript is spliced from 3 exons. NCBI's taxonomy places the organism in Eukaryota, Fungi, Ascomycota, Eurotiomycetes, Eurotiales, Aspergillaceae. The record is from RefSeq and is a predicted model, not a curated record. Bases 1 to 696 code for a protein of 231 amino acids.